Messenger RNA from Aureobasidium vineae, 768 nucleotides. The record is from the annotation of a GenBank genome assembly. NCBI's taxonomy places the organism in Eukaryota, Fungi, Ascomycota, Dothideomycetes, Dothideales, Saccotheciaceae.
AUGCACAUUCGCAUCGUCGCACGGAUGAAUCGCGACCUGAGCUACUGGAUGGACCUGCAGGAGCUUCUGAGACACGAUCGUGAUGAACACCAGGAUGACGAGGGCCACUACAAGCACCUCCACUGUUCCGACUGUGAUUGUUACUUUCAGAACGCCAACAACUUGGCUCAGCACCUGAGAAGCCGUGUCCACCAAGGCACCUCGAUCAAGUGCCCAUUCUGUCAAGCUGCGUUCGUUACAGCCUCUGGAGUCUCUCAUCAUCUCGAGACCUCGUCCUGCCCCAAAGCCAAGAACCUUUCCAGCAGCGCCAUUCAUCGUGCUCUUCGUCAGCGCGACCCCAACGGUGUCAUCACUGAACGCCUGCUCGAAUGGCACGACGGCAACACUGUCAACUCGUCCUGGGACCCCAACUCUGCCUACAAUGGCCGCGGCUACGAGUGCUACAUCUGCCACCGCGAGUUCGGCAGCUCCAAGAGCCUUGAUCAGCACAUCCGUAGCCCUACUCACCAAGCCCCUCUCUACCACUGUCCCAAUAGAACCGGCAGAUGUGGCAAGCGUUAUCCUACACUUGCAGCUUUGUUCAAUGUAAUUACAGGCAGCAUUCACAACUCAACCUAUGGCUUUUGCAUAUUCAAGCAUAUGCUGAUUCUAUAUUCAACUUUANNGCACCUGGAGAGUGAGAGCUGUGGUUACACUAAGUUCGCCGACGUGCAGAAGAACGUUCGUGGUUUCAUGACUGGAGGUAGCCAGAAGUUGGUCACCUUCUAG